AUGCUAGCAUUAUCCCCUCCUAUGUUCUCAACCAUUGGGUGGCCCUUUGAGGAGCCCAUAAGCCACAGACAGAACUAUUUGUUCGAAGACACUACUCAAGCCUCAGAACUAUAUCACCAUCACUUGUCUUCAUUUUCGCCACAGGUAGAAACAUCUACUCCCUCACCUGCCAUAAGCUGCGAUCUUACCAUGGUCAAAAAGCUUAACCACAAUGCUAGUGAACGUGAUCGGCGCAAGAAGAUCAACGCCUUGUAUUCUUCACUUCGUUCACUUCUUCCGGUGGCAGAUCAAAUGAAGAAAUUGAGCAUUCCGGCAACAAUUUCGCGAGUCCUAAAAUACAUACCAGAGUUACAGCAGCAAGUGGAAGGACUAAAUAAGAAAAAAGAAGAAACUUUGUCGAAAAUUUCUCGUCAAGGUGAUGCUAUGGUCAGCAAAGAAUCCGGAAGGAAGAUUGCUAAUCACAACUCUGGUUUUGUGGUUUCGACAAGUAGGCUCAGUGAUAAUGAGGCUGCAAUUCAGAUUUCUUCUCGCAUGGUCAGCAAGAUUCCACUAUCUGAGAUCUUGCUGUGUUUAGAAAAUGAUGGCCUUUUACUGCUAAAUGUUUCUUCCUAUGAGACGUAUGGUGGAAGGGUCUUCUAUAACUUGCAUUUCCAGGUUAAUAAAUUUCAGAGAUUAGAAUCCGAGAUUCUAAGUGAGAAGCUUUUAUCUAUAAUUGGGAGCAAAAAUGGGAAUUUCCUAGUCAAACGAAAUUAG
Molecule: messenger RNA, 753 nt
Organism: Abrus precatorius (Indian licorice)
Lineage: Eukaryota; Viridiplantae; Streptophyta; Magnoliopsida; Fabales; Fabaceae
Product: transcription factor ORG2-like
Exons: 3
Coding region: 1-753 (250 amino acids)
Biological process (GO): regulation of transcription by RNA polymerase II
Cellular component (GO): RNA polymerase II transcription regulator complex
Molecular function (GO): RNA polymerase II transcription regulatory region sequence-specific DNA binding; protein dimerization activity; DNA-binding transcription factor activity, RNA polymerase II-specific
Source: RefSeq, a predicted model, not a curated record